Molecule: messenger RNA, 3322 nt
Organism: Drosophila ananassae
Lineage: Eukaryota; Metazoa; Arthropoda; Insecta; Diptera; Drosophilidae
Gene: RluA-1
Product: RNA pseudouridylate synthase domain-containing protein 2
Exons: 5
Coding region: 1998-3188 (396 amino acids)
Biological process (GO): pseudouridine synthesis
Molecular function (GO): pseudouridine synthase activity; RNA binding
Source: RefSeq, a predicted model, not a curated record
ACAUAAAUACAGAAAUCUUUUACCAAAAAAAUACAACAUCAAUGACAUAAUAUCAUGAUACGCGAAUGAUCAAAGGAAUCAAGAUUAUAUAGUCUAAGAUGGACAGAUGACUAAACACUCACAUAAUUAACACGCUAAUUUCCCAUAACCACAUAAUUUGAUAUUAGAGGACGACCAUUAUGACAUUAUUUGUCAGAGGCACAUUUUCGAGUUUGAGAUCUUAUUUAAUAAUAUGCUGAAGACCUGAACCAAUUGGAUAUGUGUACAAUACAUAGGUUACUAUAUAGAUAGCGUAUUAUACGCACAAGAAUACGAGAACUAAUAAUAUUCCCCAUUGGCGCACAAAUGGUCCAUUAAUAAUAUUUUGUUUCGGUACAUGAAAUGCGUCGAGGCGUUUCAAAAUUUUGUACCAGCAGUGAAAUUGGAUUUACUUUGGCCAGGCACCUUCGGCUAAUACAAAAAAUUGGCAUCUAUUAUAUAUAUGUAGUCGGUGUCUUUUAAAUAUAGAAGGUAGCUCCCACUAAAAUUUGUUCUUGUUUUUAAGCCCAUGAUCUAUUGUCAUCCUCUUAAGAUCUGGGGACCUUACACACGCGUUCCGUCGCCUAUAUAUCUGUUUCGUUUUGGUACUGAAGAAAAAGAUAUUCUUCCUUAUAGACUACAUAAUAUAGUUAUGCAAGAAUUUCGGUUUUUUCUUUUGAAAAAUGUACUAAACCACUCGAAUGAUACACAAUUGUGGUUGAUAUUUUGAUAAAAUGGAACUAAAACAAAAGACGAGUGAUGACAAAAACGAGUGUGUCUAUAUCUAUGAUAUCUAUGUGUUUAUGUACAUUCCUACGUAUUAGGGAACUGAAAAAUUUCAAAUUUUCUUUCUGGUUUCUUGACGAACACGAGCCGUCGAAAAAGACCUAGUAAUAUACAAAAACUUAUUUUAGCACAAGCUCCUUGAGUAAAUAGAAAUGUUUACACGUGCACAUUUGUGCCAUUUGUCUCAGUAGGUGGUGAGAAAUAUUUAGCCCGUCAGUCUGUAUACCUGAUUUUUGAUAGUUGACUCUCUAAACACUAUAUCGUGAGCCGAUAUCUUAAUGCGUUCUGUCGUAUACGUAUUGUUUCAUUACACGUAUAUAUAGGUUUGAAUUUAUAUAGAAUGAGGCACGCAUACGCAAUGCCAUUUGGCAAAAAUCUGAAAAGACGCAUGUACACGAGAAAAAUAUAGGUUUAUACAUAUUUUAGAGGAUAUAUUAGACACACAUUACUUUGUCUCCCCCUUGAGGUUUGGCCAGCAAAAGAUCCAGAUGGCUAAUGAAUUACUCUCUGCCAAACCUUUGAACUGCAUGUUGUUCUUUCGUGAAUAUGUUUUCAUAUACCCAUAAAACUGGACUGUUUUUCAAAAACAGAGCACAUGAUCACUUUAUGAAGUUCAAAACCAAUAAACAUAUAGUUCCGACUUUUUAUUUAAGGCUGUGAUGGGGAAUUGGUUAACGGCCUUCUGCUAAUAGAAACCACAAAUUAACGCACGAACAUUUAUAUACCUUCGAUUUUAUACAUAAUGCCGAAUAGGUGUUCAUAAACACUAAAAAAUAAAUAAACAUUUUGUUUAGCAAUUUGUUUAUAUUUUUAAUUCACAAUAUAGAGCCUUAAAUCUGUUUUUAUUCUCAAAUAAAACAGUCGAAGUUAGCCUCCAUAACCAUUCACACUCAUUCAUUUCAUAGAUCUGUAAUUUACUUAUAAAACCCAUAGAAAAAAAUCCAAUGGACUCUACAAUUCACUGCGCAAUCAAUAUAAACAAAUGGUCCUAAAACUCGAAAUAACUCUGUGUGUGAUUUUAAUUGUUGAAAUCUGUGCAGCUGUUGUAUUAGCCAAACGUAAUUAAUGUUAUUUUCGAUAAAAGAGAAAUAAGAAACAGCCCAAAUUAAACAAACAAUCCAAUCCAAUCUACAGUUUCUUCGCUGAAAGUGAUAUAAUAAACACAGAAACCUAGAGAAGUAGCCGUCGGAACAAUGCAGAAUUCUCCGGCAUCUUGUGCGUGGUAUCUGCCCUGGACCCUGGCAGCCCAGCAGCACCAGCAGAAGCUCCUCCAGACGAUGCAGUCCCCGUUCCUGGACAAACUGGGAGCCGCCUCUGUGGGCGGCGGGAUAUUUGCCGCCCAGCCUCAAAUGCAGCAGCAACUGUCGCCAAACACGGCGGCCGCCCCGCCGGCAAACUACCAGCAGCCAGCUCUUCAUCCGAGCGCCGCUCCGGGAGCGCAUUUCUCAAUGGGAUCACCCUACAACCUGGCGCCACAGCUCCUCAACGCCGGCCAGGCCCAAGGAUAUGCCGGACAGUUGAAUCCUACCCAGCAGUCGCACCUGAUGCACUCCGCCAUGUUCUCCUCCCUGCCGAUGGGCGCUUACUACUCCCCCAAUGCCGGAGCAGGGCAUGCUGCCUUCGGAGGAGUUCCCAUGCCGACGGCCGCCCAGCAGUCACUUCUAGCCGCCGCCGCUGCUGCCGGAGGAGCACCGGGCCUGGGCCAGCAGACGCCCACUUCGGUGCCCGUCCAGAUGCCCGUGCAGAUGGCCCAGCGGGCAACAUCCGCCCCCUGUGUCCAGCCCCUGGUCCAGCCGCUGAACUGCCUGCCCCAGGAGCUGAACCACCUGUCGUCCGCCAUCAAUCUCAAUCUGAGCAACGGGCUGGUCGGGCUGCGGAAUCCGGCCCCGCCGCUCUCCUCUAUCCAGAUCUUGCCAGGUGCCGAGGUGCCGACAAAUAAAAAGACUACUUCUCCGAGGGAGUCGGAAAUUCUAAAAGUCAAAGUCCCCGAAAAGCGCAAAACCGAGGAUAACGAUCAAAUAAAAGAAUUAAAGAAGGCUAAACUCGAGACUAAGGCAUUGAAGGCUAAAAGACCCGGAUUCACGGAUGAGAGAUAUCAAGAGACCUCCUACUACAUGGAAAACGGUCUUCGAAAGGUCUAUCCAUAUUACUUUACAUUCACAACCUUCACGAAGGGUCGAUGGGUGGGUGAGAAGAUUCUGGACAUAUUCUCCCGCGAGUUCCGAGCCCAUCCCGCCGAGGAGUAUGAACGAUGCAUCCAAACUGGCACCUUGACAGUGAACUUUGAGAAAGUGCCCAUUGAUUAUCGGCUGAAGCACAACGAUCUACUGGCUAAUAUUGUUCACAGGUACAUCCAUGUGGACGGUACAGGCAUAAUACUGUAGUCUUUAUACUUGCCAAGGAGUUCAAUCUCAAGAAUCUAAGGACGAUUCAUCGUCUAGAUCGUCUCACGUCAGGACUGUUGUUAUUCGGAAGGAGUCCCAAGAAAGCGCGACAAAUGGAGCAACAAAUACGCAAC